Molecule: messenger RNA, 1182 nt
Organism: Clonostachys rhizophaga
Lineage: Eukaryota; Fungi; Ascomycota; Sordariomycetes; Hypocreales; Bionectriaceae
Source: the annotation of a GenBank genome assembly
UGCCUGCCCGCCGGUUUCGGGCACCGCGGCAAGAACGUGCUCGACGAGAGCGUGCGGCGGGCCGGCGCCAUGGACUGCGCGCGCUUCUCGAGCAACCUGUGCCCGUACGCGCUGGGCAUUGUCGACCGCGUUACGCAGCUGCUGCUGCCCAACGUCGCGGGCGUACUGCCUAUGUGCUCGCCGAGCGAUGGCUUCGUGCGCGCCGAGCUGUACAAGCUGAACAUCUACGAAGGACCCUCGGGCUUCUUCAAGAAACACAUCGACACGCCGCGGGCUGAGACCCAGUUCGGCUCGCUGGUGCUAUGUCUGCCCAGUGCGCACGAGGGUGGGCGCUUGACGGUUCGCCACGGUGGACUGGAGCCGGUCGCGCACGACUGGGACGCGGCCGCUUCCGCCGGUGACGUCCUGCAGUGGGCCGCCUUCUACAGCGACUGUGAGCACGAGGUAAACGAGGUGACGGCCGGCCGCCGCGUCACCAUCACCUACAACCUAUACUACGAACGCCGCGUCUCGGCCGACCCGAUGGCCGGGCUCGACAGCAAACCGGCGCCCGUAGACGUCACCAGGCUGGCGCCAUACGCGACCAUGCGUGACCUGCUCCAGAACCCGGAGUGGAUGAAGGACGGCCACACUCUGGGCAUUUACUGCGCCCACGCGUACCCAACUACCAUCUCGAAGGUGGUGGACCUGGAGGAUCCCGGUUCUAAUUACGGGCGCUCUCGCACACCCUCCCCCGAGCCACUCGCGAGCGAUAAGCUCAGGACCCUCAAGGGUACCGACAUGUCACUCUACGCCGUCUUCCGACAGCUGGGUCUCGAGGUCAACCUGGUGCCCAUUAUAAUAUCCUCAAAGUACCUGCCCAACCAAGACUAUGGCGACGACGAAGACUCUAAAAAGAUCUUUUGGCCAUGCGGAGGGACCGAGACCGAGCCUGGCAUGGUUGGACUGACUAAGUUCAUCACCCAUGAAGGUGAUGAUGCAGCGAAUAUCCCAAAGGCCUUUGGCGAGCUGGUGAAGGAUGUCGAGUGGAUCACCGAGCCCCUCUGGCGAAACCUGGCCUUGAUACACGGAAAUUACUUCGGAAAUGAGGCUGGGCCGCCCGGGAUAUGCUACGCGUAUACUGCCAUGAUCGUCAAGAUUCCUACUGCGGCGAGCCGCGGAGACUUGGUCUCGAGCGCGUGA